Messenger RNA from Lemur catta (Ring-tailed lemur), 2734 nucleotides. It is a transcript of the gene ST8SIA4, whose product is annotated as ST8 alpha-N-acetyl-neuraminide alpha-2,8-sialyltransferase 4. Lineage: Eukaryota; Metazoa; Chordata; Mammalia; Primates; Lemuridae. Gene Ontology annotation, biological process: oligosaccharide metabolic process; N-glycan processing. The record is from RefSeq and is a predicted model, not a curated record. Gene Ontology annotation, molecular function: alpha-N-acetylneuraminate alpha-2,8-sialyltransferase activity. The transcript is spliced from 5 exons. The coding region runs from base 335 to 1414 and encodes 359 amino acids.
AGUGACGCCCCCGAACCCAGCUGCAGAAGCGGCCGCUACCUCCAGCACACAAGGUGUCUCAUCUGAAAAGAAACCUGAGCCCCUGGGAGGCGGCGCAGAGCGACCCGGGCAGGGCUGGCGCGGACGACGCGGGAGGGCGCUGGGCAGGGCUCGAGGACCAGAGGGAGCUCGGCCAGAGAGGACCCUAGCGACCUGAUCGUGCCAUCCCCGCUCUACGCUCUCCUCGCAUUUUACAGAUUUCCCCCCCCCCCACGACUGUCGCCUCAAAACGGAGCCUUUACAUCAAGAGAAGGUGCGGGAACUGGGGCAACCAGGACUUUCCCGGGCACCCAAGAUGCGCUCCAUUAGGAAGAGGUGGACGAUCUGCACAAUAAGUCUGCUCCUGAUCUUUUAUAAGACAAAAGAAAUAGCAAGAACUGAGGAGCACCAGGAGACGCAACUCAUCGGAGAUGGUGAAUUGUAUUUGAGUCGAUCACUUGUCAAUAGUUCUGAUAAAAUAAUUCGGAAGGCUGGCUCUUCAAUCUUCCAGCAUAAUGUAGAAGGUUGGAAAAUUAAUUCCUCUUUGGUCCUGGAGAUAAGGAAGAACAUACUUCGUUUCUUAGAUGCAGAAAGAGAUGUCUCAGUGGUCAAGAGCAGUUUUAAGCCUGGUGAUGUCAUACACUAUGUGCUCGACAGACGCCGGACACUAAAUAUUUCUCAUAAUCUACAUAGCCUCCUACCUGAAGUUUCACCAAUGAAAAAUCGCAGGUUUAAGACCUGUGCAGUUGUUGGAAAUUCUGGCAUUCUUCUAGAUAGUGAAUGUGGAAAAGAGAUUGACAGUCACAAUUUUGUAAUAAGGUGUAAUCUAGCUCCUGUGGUAGAGUUUGCUGCAGAUGUGGGAACUAAAUCAGAUUUUAUUACCAUGAAUCCAUCAGUUGUACAAAGAGCAUUUGGAGGCUUUCGAAAUGAGAGUGACAGAGAAAAAUUUGUGCACAGACUCUCUAUGCUGAAUGACAGUGUCCUUUGGAUUCCUGCUUUCAUGGUCAAAGGAGGAGAGAAGAACGUGGAAUGGGUUAAUGCAUUAAUCCUUAAGAAUAAACUGAAAGUGCGAACUGCCUAUCCAUCAUUGAGACUUAUUCAUGCUGUCAGAGGUUACUGGCUGACAAACAAAGUUCCCAUCAAAAGACCCAGCACAGGUCUCCUUAUGUAUACACUUGCCACAAGAUUCUGCGAUGAAAUUCACCUGUAUGGGUUCUGGCCAUUCCCUAAGGAUCUGAGUGGAAAAGCUGUCAAAUACCAUUACUAUGAUGACUUAAAAUAUAGGUACUUUUCCAGUGCAAGUCCUCACAGGAUGCCGUUAGAAUUCAAAACAUUAAAUGUGCUACAUAAUAGAGGAGCUCUAAAACUGACAACAGGAAAGUGUGUGAAGCAAUAAAGCACAUUUUAAAACAUACAAACUGAAUAUGCACUUCUUUUCUGAAGAUGCUUCUGAAGAUUGGAAAAUAGGAUCCAAAACAUGGCUGGGUUUCGACAUCCACCAAUUAACUGAAAGGCUGAUAAAGGACGUUCGUGAGAAAUCCACUACCAGCUGAUGAAAUACCUGCAAAGUGCUCUAAAAAUUAAAUAUUUUGACUUCAAGGGUCCUAGUAAGUGCCACUUCCACUAAGAACACAGUUUGAAUGUAUAAUCAGUAGUGUUUACAAGAUCCAACAAUGCACUCAUCAUUGGUUAGCAAAGCAAAUGUGUUCACCACUGUCGGGCUGCUACUGCAAAGCCAAGCACAUUAGAAGAGGAACCCCAGGAACACAACUCAGCCCUUGGGAAGUUACACCAUCCUCAUCCGCAGGAAUCAAGAUGGAAACAGUUUGAGCAGUGAAAUUUAUAAGAUUAAGCAACUCAAGUAAAUGCCUUCAGUCAGGACACUGAGUCUGAUCAUGAAUUCUAUGUUUUUGUUUAUGUUUUUGUUUGUCUUCUGGAAUCUCUUUUGGUUUGGGUAUUGGGGUGCCUAGAAAUCCUUUCUGAGAUACAUAGGAAUGAGAAAAAUAAACUUCGAGUCAUCAUUUCUAAAGUUCUUGUAUUUUUAAAAAGCAAUCACACAAAGACUUUUUUUUUUAAAGUUUUAUUUUGCACAACUCUAAACCUCCAGAUUAUUUUCUAAUGGUGUAGAAGGUACCAGCUAAACUGUACCACUAAGUAAUAUUGAGCCUUUCUAAAGGAAAGAUGUUCCAUGUCAUCUAAGAUGGUAAAAUGAGCAGAAAAGCAUGCUCUUUUGGUACCAAAGAUUAUACUCAUGUUUCUACACAACAAAUCAUUUUCUUUUCGUGAAAAUAAUAUAUUAAUAACAUGAAUAUAUUAUUAUGCUAUUAAUGUGAAAGUUGUGUCUAAAUAUUUUAAAAUUUCCAAAUUUAAACUUUAUUUUUAUUUGAAGGAAUACUGACCACACCUUUUACAUAUCAUAAUAAUUUUGUGGAAGCCUUUUGCCCAUUAGAAUAAAUGUUUGAUUGACAUAGCUGACAUGUGAAUUCCAGUUAUUUGAUAUUCCCCUUGUUAUUCAAAUAGAAAGAUUGGCAUGCUGUUUAUAUCAUUAUGAAAUUUCUUCGUGCAAAAAUAACAUGAUUUAUAGUGAUGCUUUCAUCACAGAGAUGAUUAAUUUUAAGAGGUUUAACAAUGAAACUGCGUGUCAAUAUUUUGCACUUAAAAUGAAUUCAAUUGACCAAUAUUUUUCUUUAGUUAAAUUUAGUCACCAUAUCACACA